Messenger RNA from Ilex paraguariensis (yerba mate), 786 nucleotides. Lineage: Eukaryota; Viridiplantae; Streptophyta; Magnoliopsida; Aquifoliales; Aquifoliaceae. The record is from the annotation of a GenBank genome assembly.
AUGGGAAGGUCACCUUGCUGCGAGAAAGCUCAUACCAAUAAAGGAGCAUGGACCAAAGAAGAAGAUGAUCGGCUCAUCGCUUAUAUCAGAGCUCACGGCGAAGGUUGCUGGCGAUCACUUCCCAAGGCCGCAGGGCUUCUCCGAUGCGGCAAGAGUUGUCGUCUCCGAUGGAUCAACUACCUGAGGCCUGACCUCAAACGUGGGAAUUUUACAGAAGAAGAAGACGAGCUCAUAAUCAAACUUCAUAGUCUCCUUGGUAACAAGUGGUCUCUUAUAGCUGGAAGAUUACCAGGAAGAACAGACAAUGAGAUAAAGAAUUAUUGGAACACCCAUAUAAGAAGAAAGCUUCAGGGUCGUGGCAUCGAUCCAGCGACUCACCGGCCAAUCAACGAGCCUGCGCAGGAAGUCACAACCAUAUCUUUCGCCAGUGCAACUUCUAAAGAAGAAGAGAAGAUGACUACUGGUUUUGUAUGCAAAGAAGAGAAGAGCCCGGCUCGCGAACUGUGUCCUGACUUGAACCUUGAGCUGAGAAUUAGUCCUCCUUAUCACCAACAAUCUGAGCCAUUGAAGACUGGAGGGAGGACUAGUACUAUAUGUUUUUCUUGCAGCUUGGGAAUUCAAAAUAGCAAAGAUUGCACUUGUAGUAGUGGUACCAGUAGCAGUAGCUCUGGUUAUGACUUCCUAGGGUUGAAAACUGGUGUCUUGGACUACAGAAGCUUGGAGAUGAAGGGAAUAUGGAUGGGUUUGAGUUAUGUAUCAAAAAAAGGAGGGAAGGGAGAGGGAUGA